AUGGAGAGGAGCAAUCACACAGUCACAGAAUUCAUCCUGUUAGGAUUCACAACAAACCCCACAAUGCAGUUGGUCCUGUUUGCACUAUUCCUUGGAGUCUACUCAAUGACUCUCAUAGGAAAUACCACCCUCAUAGUGCUGAUCUCCAAUGACUCCCGGCUUCACACUCCCAUGUAUUUUUUCAUUGGCAAUCUCUCCUUUUUAGAUCUUUGGUAUUCUUCUGUCUACACCCCAAAGAUCCUGGUGACCUGCAUCUCUACAGACAAAAGCAUCUCUUUUGCUGGCUGCUUAUGUCAAUUCUUCUUCUCUGCCGGUCUGGCCUACAGUGAGUGUUACCUAUUGGCUGCCAUGGCUUAUGACCGUUAUAUGGCCAUCUCAAAGCCCUUACUUUAUGCCCAAGCUAUGUCUAGUAUAUUGUGCAUAUGUUUGGUUAUAUGUUCAUAUAUUGGAGGGUUUGUUAAUGCAAUAAUACUCACAAGCAAUACAUUCACAUUAAAUUUUUGUGGUGAUAAUGUUAUUGAUGACUUUUUCUGUGAUGUCCCACCCCUGAUCAAGUUGGCCUGUGACGUAAAAGAGAGCUACCAGGCUGUGCUCUUCUUCCUCUUGACCUCCAAUGUCAUUAUCCCCACUGUGCUCAUCCUGGCCUCCUACCUCUUCAUCAUUGCUGCUAUCUUGAGGAUUCGCUCCACUCAGGGUCGCCUCAAAGCAUUCUCUACUUGCUCCUCACACCUAAUUUCUGUCACUUUGUACUAUGGUUCCAUUCUCUACAUCUACUCACGCCCAAGUUCCAGCUAUUCUCUUGAGAGGGACAAAAUGGUUUCUACAUUUUAUACUGUGUUAUUCCCAAUGUUGAAUCCCAUGAUCUACAGUUUCAGAAAUAAAGAUGUGAAAGAAGCACUGAAAAAGCUUUUAAGACUCACACAACCUGAAGUAUAA
Suncus etruscus (white-toothed pygmy shrew) is the source of this 936-nucleotide messenger RNA. Its product is annotated as olfactory receptor 1013-like. The record is from RefSeq and is a predicted model, not a curated record. Gene Ontology annotation, cellular component: membrane. Gene Ontology annotation, biological process: sensory perception of smell; G protein-coupled receptor signaling pathway. The transcript has a single exon. NCBI's taxonomy places the organism in Eukaryota, Metazoa, Chordata, Mammalia, Eulipotyphla, Soricidae. Bases 1 to 936 code for a protein of 311 amino acids. Gene Ontology annotation, molecular function: odorant binding; G protein-coupled receptor activity; olfactory receptor activity.